AUGGCAAAUUUCGAGCAGUUUCACUGUGACUUUUACCAGUCCAAUUACACCAUAGAUGACCAAGAAGACUACAACACUUGUGACUCAAGUGAAAAACUGAGUGGAAACAGAAAGAGCCAGAUAGGAGACAGACCUCUGGCUGGUGCUUUUGUCCCCCCAGAAAUGCUGUUGCCAUCUCAGUGUUACACAGGUCAGAUUUUACAGCCAACAGUUCCAUACAGUUCCAGCAAUCUCUCUCACCUUAGCUACGCUGAUGGUUUUGAUGAGGAACCUCCUUUACUAGAAGAACUUGGGAUCAAUUUUGAGCACAUAUGGCAAAAAACUUUAACAGUUCUAAAUCCAAUGAAACCUGCAGAUGGCAGCAUCAUGAACGAGACGGACCUCACUGGACCCGUGGUUUUCUGUUUGGCCCUUGGAGCAACGUUGCUGCUGGCAGGAAAAGUUCACUUUGGCUAUGUGUAUGGCGUGAGUGCCAUUGGGUGCCUCACUAUGCAUGCCCUGCUGAACCUGAUGAGCGUCCCAGGAGUCUCGCAUGGCUGUGUUGCAAGUGUUUUGGGCUACUGCCUGCUGCCCAUGGUGAUCCUGUCCUCUUCUGCAGCUGUCUUCUCGUUACAUGGGAUCCUGGGAACUUUGUUAGCUCUGUUUAUUAUUGGAUGGUGCAGUUUGUCAGCCUCCAAAAUUUUUACCUCUGCCUUGGCCAUGGAAGGACAGCAGCUUCUUAUUGCAUACCCGUGUGCUUUGCUGUAUGGAGUCUUUGCACUUCUGGCGGUUUUCUGA
This is a messenger RNA of Numida meleagris (helmeted guineafowl), 777 nucleotides long. RefSeq names its product Yip1 domain family member 7 (gene YIPF7). The transcript has 5 exons. Gene Ontology annotation, cellular component: trans-Golgi network. Lineage: Eukaryota; Metazoa; Chordata; Aves; Galliformes; Numididae. Gene Ontology annotation, biological process: vesicle fusion with Golgi apparatus; endoplasmic reticulum to Golgi vesicle-mediated transport. The coding region runs from base 1 to 777 and encodes 258 amino acids. The record is from RefSeq and is a predicted model, not a curated record.